AUGGUGGUAAGUGACCUGGUUUGGACUAUCUUCUUCCUGGCUCAGACUAGCCUUGGGCUCCUGGGCAAUUCAACCCUACUCAUGCUGUACAUCAACAUUUUCAUCACUCAUCCCUAUCAGAGGAAGUCGACAGAUCUGAUCCUCACCCACCUGACCGUGGCCAACACCAUGACACUUCUCACCCAGUGUGCCCCAGGAAUGGUGAUGGCCUUUGGACUGAAGACUCUCGUAGGCACCAUUGGAUGCCAGAUCGUCUUGUACAUCAGAAGGGUGGCCAGGGCCCUUUCUAUCUGCACCACAUGUCUCCUGAGCGUUUUCCAGGCCAUCACCAUCAGUCCCAGCACUUCCCUCUUUGCCCAGCUCAAACCAAGAGCCCCCAGUUACAUUUUCCCUUCCUUUGUCUUCUUCUGGAUUCUCAAUCUGUUCAUAGACAUUAAUUUUCUAAAGUCUGUAGUAGCCAUUAGGAAUGACACCAUCACUGUCAGUGUUUACAGAAGUAAGUCCUGUUCCAGUUCCCAGAGGGAAAGUCUCUUGAAACAAGAUGCUUUUGUAAGCCUCAUGACUCUGCGUGAUGUCUUUUUUGUGUUCCUCAUGAGUUGGACCAGUGGCUACAUGGUGGUGGUGCUACACCAACACCAGAAGCAAGUCCAGCACAUCCACAGCAACAGCCUCUCCCCCCAAUUUUCUGCAGAGGCCAAAGCCACCCAGACCAUCCUGCUCCUGGUCAUUUCCUUUGUUUGUUUUUACUGCAUCAACUCCAGCUUCAACCUGACCUUGUAUUUUGUGCCAGAGAACGACUUGAGAUUUUAUGACCCAGUAUUAUUUCUCGGUGCUUGUUAUGCCUUCUUCUGUCCCUUUGUGUUGAUUAGCAAAGAUCCCCGGGUCCCCACGGUACAGGGUGUCCUGAAAAAGAUAAGAGGAACACUUGGUCCCCUGGAUUCCAGCCAAGAACAACAGGUCACCUCCCUGCCUCUUUCUCAGCCCACUGACUCUCUGUAA
Molecule: messenger RNA, 999 nt
Organism: Ornithorhynchus anatinus (platypus)
Lineage: Eukaryota; Metazoa; Chordata; Mammalia; Monotremata; Ornithorhynchidae
Product: vomeronasal 1 receptor ornAnaV1R3114
Exons: 1
Coding region: 1-999 (332 amino acids)
Biological process (GO): G protein-coupled receptor signaling pathway
Cellular component (GO): membrane
Molecular function (GO): pheromone receptor activity
Source: RefSeq, marked inferred